CGUCGGCUCUCAGAUGCGGCAGCAUGAGGCGAGGAGCACCCGGGCAAGCGGCGACCGUCCUCCCAUCCCCAGGCGACCUCUCCCGGCCACGGGGAGCCUGAUGGGCGUUUUGUCGUCCUCGACGCUCGGAUCUAACCCGGAAGCCGCGAAAUGAAGCGAAUGAACGUGAGCGCCAAGAAGUGUCCUGUUCCCUUGUCCUCCCUGGAUGCGGAGCCUCGCCGCUCUUUUCUAGAGUUGAGCCGACAACUUUACGUCUGAUUUUCGCCUCUUUUGGAAGCAAACCUCGCCGGAUUGAGCAACUCUGGGGAAAGCGGCGACUUUCCGCCUGCUCCCGGCGGAAUAACCCACUCUUAGCGGUUAUUCGGCUUCACAAACGUCCUCUUCUGGGUGGGAACACGGCUGAUGCUUGCCUCCUCCGUGUCGUCUCCACGCUGGAAGUCGCCCGCCAUGUGGCCGUCGGGAGUGGGUAGCCGGCAGCCUUGCCCGCGGGAGUCGGCGCUCCGCAGGGCGGCCAUCAGCGGCAACAUCCCGGCCCUGCCGCCGCACCACGUCCCCAGUGGUCGCAGCGUCCGCGUCUUCAUCUGUGCCAACCCCGACGAUACAGAGGCAGAGAGGAAUGCGCUGAAGGAGCAUGUCUACCCCAAACUACGGGACUUCUGCAGGGAGAACUACGGCAUUGAAUUCCAGGUGGUGGACCUCUACUGGGGCGUGGACCCAGAGGAGUGGGACAGUCCAGAGCUGCAGCGGCUCCGGAUGAAGCUUCUGGAGGAAUGUCUGAAGACGUCAGCGGGACCGUGCUUCGUUGGUUUGGUAGGAGAGAAGUAUGGCAGCAUCCGAGUGCCUGGUGAGGUGGAAUCAGCUGAGUUUGAGAUGAUCUUGGAUGCAGCGGUAGAGGCUGGGCUGGACACACACAUCUUGGACGAGUGGUACUGCAGGGAUGAAAACUCUGUGCCACCCGCAUACUACCUCAAACCUAAAGCCCAAAUGCUGAAGAAUUACCAGAACUCUAUGGAGUCCAGCGGGGCAGCCAAGACCAAGAAUGACAAGGCCUGGAGGAAAGUGUCUGAGGAGAUCAAGCGGAUUUUCCGUACGGCAGUGCUGCAGCUUCAAGAGAAGGGGACAAUGCAGGGCACUGAGGCUAAGAAAUUCCUUUGCUCUGCGUUGGAGGAUGAAUUAGACUUUGCCCUUGGGAAACAAACUCCUGCCUUUCUCAGGAAAUGUGUUUGCUACAUACGCAAAAUCUCAAACUUUGACCGUUUUGCCAAACUCCCGGAGAUGUCCCGCUACAUGGACAUUGUGGUGAGCGGUGAUCGCAUCAUGCGCAACCAGGAAGCCUACGAGCGCCUGUUGAAGGUGCGGGAUGAGUUUAUACCAACAGUGGUGGCGGCGUCCAACCUUCGUGUUUACUCCUCUGUCACACAUUGCGACAUGAAACUCGGCUACUCCCAGGAAGUGGAGAGCCAUUAUGUUGAGGGUCUGUGCAAACAGUUCUACGAGGACAUGGUGGAUAUCAUUCAGGCCACAGUCCAGCAGAACUUUGACACAGAGACUGACCCACUGUACGAUGAGAUCCUGCAGCACUUGUCCCUUUGCAAAGCCUACGCAGCAUUGUAUGAAUAUAAAACUGAGUUCUUAGAUUACCUGCAGGAGUACAUUUUACCAUCUAAGGGGAGUAGGAUGAGUCCGCUUGUGGUGCACGGAGGACCCUGCACAGGAAAAACGUUGCUGCUUUCGGAAGUUGCCAAACAGGCCUACAUGUGGCUACAGAAAGAGAUGGGCCCUGAAACUGACCCAGUGGUCAUUGUCCGUUUCAUUGGCUCAAGUCAGCCCUCUACAGACUUGCGCACCCUCCUCCAGAGCAUCUGUGAACAGAUUGCAAUAAAUUAUCGCUGCUUGAUUCACUUUUUGCCUAACAAGAUCCAGGAGAUGAGGGAGCUCCUGAUCAACCUUCUUGGGGAAUCCUCCUUUCACAGGCCUUUGGUCAUCGUACUGGAUGCCUUGGAGCAGCUGUCAGAUGCCGACGAAGCCCGGAAGCUCUGGUGGCUCCCCAUACACCUCCCUCGGACAGUCCGCAUUGUCAUCUCAACAUUGCCCAAUAAACAUGGCAUUCUGCAGAAGCUCCGACAUAGCAUCCAUGAUGAGGACUAUUAUGUAGAAUUAACCCAGAGAGACCGCAAGGUUUGCAGCCAGACGUUAAAGCAACAGUUACUUGGUGUGAAGAGAAAGGUCACCUCAGGCCAGCAGAUCUAUGUCAACGAGGCUCUAGCCAAGUGUACAUUGCCAAUGUUUGUCAAUUUAAUCUACAGAGAGGUUGUCCACUGGAAGUCCCACAAAGAUGUUGAUGAAAAAUCUCUGUGCUCCACUGUUCAUGAAAGCAUAGAACAGCUGUUCUAUUCAGUAGAGAAUAAGUUGGGCCAAAGAUUUGUCUUUAGAGCAUUAGGAUAUAUCACCAUGGCUAAGGCAGGGUUAACUGAAGUUGAGUUAGAGGAUAUCUUAUCCCUGGAUAACAUAGUUCUUGGUGAUGUUAUAGUUGCAUCUUACCUCAAAAAUCCCUUGAGGAUCUCUUGUGAUUUGGUAGCGAGGCUCAAAGAGGAGCUGGAAGGUUAUCUAGUGGAACGUCAGGUACGCAAUGUCACCCUGAUGGUCUGGGCCAACAGACAUCUUCAUCUCAUUGCCCAAAAACUGUACCUAAGCAACGAGGAGGAUGUCCAUCAAAUGCACAGCCUACUAGCGGAGUACUUUCUGGGGGCAUGGUCAGGGGGCAGAAAGAAGAUUUUUACAUAUGACAACAAUCAUUUCACUUCCCAAAAUAUAUCACACCACAAAAACCCCCACCAUCAACAAUCCCAUGAGAAAACAUCAUCUGACAAGUACUCUUAUGACAGGCAAACACCGGAGCAACCUUGGGUCUUUCAGUGCAACCUACUGGAGCCUGACAUUUUUUUUGUCAACCACAGGAAGAUGACAGAGUUGGUGUUCCACCUCACCAGAAGUGGACGCACUGAUGAUCUCAUGUUUGGCGUCAUUAUGAACUUUAGCUGGCUCUACACAAUGAUCAAGAUUGGCCAAUUUGAUAAGGCCUUGAACGAUAUUGACUUGGCCUACAGUUACACGCAAGAAAAAGAACUGAAGUUUCUAUCCACCACUCUCAGCAGCAUCAAGGUAAAAGUCUUGAAAAACCCAGCAUCCCUCUCAGCAGAACUGCAGCAAAGGCUUUUGCCAGUUGUCACCUCCUUGCCCAAACUUCGACACCUCCUUCUGGAGUGCGACAAGGAUGGUCCGAAGUACUGCUCAAUUGUGCCUCUGCACUCCUCGAUGGAUGUCACGUACAGUCCGGAGAGACUUCCUUUGUGCUCAAGUUACAUGCAGAUUGUGGAGAUCCUGCCCACCCUAGCCCCAAACAUUGUCCUUGUAGCGCUUGAAGAUGGGUCUGUCAGCACGUGGGAUGUCGAGAGCAGACAACUGCUACGACAGAUCGACACAGCCAAAUCUGUUGUGCUGGGAAUCAGACUAACCAGUGAUGAAAAAUAUCUUGUUGUGGCUACCACUAAAAACACACUUCUAAUCUAUGAUAAUCAUAAAUCCUGCCUUUUAUCAGAGGUUGAAAUCAAGGGGUCCAAACACGGUGGCAUCACUGGUGGAGUGGCCUUCAUCAAUGGCUUCACUUUGUCCACUCACCAUGCUUUAGCUUGGCUUGAGGCCAGUAAAGACGUCAAUGUCAUCGACUUACUUUACGGCUGGCCUCUCUAUCAGUUCCAUUGCUGGUACGAGGUGACUUGUGUCCAGUGCUCUCCAGAUGGAAUGUAUGCUUUCUGUGGUCAGUACCUCAACACUGCAUCCAUCUUUCAUCUUGGAAAUGGGGACAAGUUGGCCACUGUUACAUCUGAGUUUUCUGGAGGUUUUGUCAAGUCAAUCCUUGUCCUGGACACUCUCAACCAAAUGGUGAUGAUUGACAAUGAGGGUAGUCUCUCAGUAUGGAACACUAAAGAAAUCACCAACCCACGAUUGAUGGAGGAUUAUGACUGCAGAGGAGAUGAUAGUGAAGUGCUGAGCAUUGAGCUGUCUGAAGACCAGCGCUCAAUUCUCUUAUGCAAGGCCAGAAGUAUUGAGGUCCUAGAUACAAAAGUGUGGAAAAUGGUGGAGAAGUUUAAAGCCAAACGUAGCGAACGCUUUGUCGCUGCAGUUCUCUCCAAAAACGGACAAAGCAUUGUGGCCUCAAUGGAGAACACCUCUUCCAUCUUUGUGUGGAGAAGGGACAGCGGGCAAUGCAUGGCCAGCCUGAUUGAGAUAUCAGGGGCCAUUGUCAAACUCAUCAAAUCAGUUCACCACAAUCUGCUCCUUUCUGUUGCAAGCAGUGGAGUGCUGUCUGUCUGGGACAUUGAUAUCAUCACAGCAAUGUCUAAUAUUGACAAAACAGGAAAGAAGAUCCAAACAUUGCAGUUGUCUGGCAGAGAGGAUUAUGUGUUUACAAUGGAUGGCUCAGAAGCAGUCCACAAGUGGAAUUUUGGCACUGGAUUUAUAGAGACUGUUUUUAAGCAUGAGGGCAUAGUGGAGAAUUGUGUGCUAACCUCCUCAGGUGAUCUAAUGGUAACUUCAGAUGACAAGUGCAGUCAGUACAUUUGGCAAACCAACUCUGGGGAGAACAUUUUUCGCAUCAACGGACAGAGAAUAUCCCAGUUGCUAAUCACCCACAACGACCAGUUUGUUGUUUCCCUUUGUGAGCAAAAUGCCUCAAGGGUUUGGAGACUUGCCACAGGACACAAGGUGUGCAACAUCUUGGUCACCCUCCAGAACGCAUUGAUCACUACAGCCAACACAUUUCUUGUAGGAACCUCCAAAAACAAGCUCCUUGCUGUCAGCUUGUGGUCAGGCAGCGUAUCCAAAAAAUUUGUUUGUGAUGAUGGCAUCACUAUCGUCAGUUUCAAACUUAUCCCUGACUGCCCCGACUGCGUCGUGUUCAUCACAUCCACAGAGACCGUUUUCAUCUGGAGCGUGGCGGACGAGGCCGUUUGCAGGCGUGUCCAGUUGCCGGCCAACUUCCUCAAAAAUCUUGAGGAUUUCCAGAUCUCACCCAAUGGCAAACAAGGAAUUGUGUCCAAAGGUGACGAGAAUAUUAAUGUGCUGGACUUGCACAGCGGGAAACUGAGGCUUGUUCAUGCUGCCGGUAUAAUCUGGCGUCAGAAAUUAUCACGAGACGGCCGCUAUCUCGUAUAUGUCUGCUUUCGCAACUGUGAUGAGGACGACGAAGCCGGCGUUGUUUCCAAUUUGAUUGUGAUGCGCCUUGCUGACGGUAAAAGCAUUGGCACAUGCUCUUUAUAUAAGACACCCACUUUCCUUUCACUCUCUCAAAGAGCUUUGAACAUCAUCAUUGGCUUUGAGGAUGGCAGCAUUGGCACAUACACUGUGGUGGACCGUGUAGAUGCUGCGCUCAAGAUCAAAAUAGCCACCUCCAACAGCCGCCAGAUAGUCAACAAUGCUUCACAGAAAGUGCGGCCCAAAUGUGGCAAUCAUUCCUUUAAGAGUGUCGCUGACUGCAUUUGGAGGGAAUCAACAGAAGUCUUCUCCAGGGACAGCCCAAUCAAUGUGUCUGACUCCGGUGAAGCUCCACCACCGACCGGCCAAAUGGGGUGCCAUUGCUGCCGGAUGAUGAAAAGUUACAUGUCCGACCCCUCUGUGGCGGCGGAUGUGAGUAAGACGGACUCCCUCUACCGCACACACAGCCUCUCAGGCGGGGCCCUUGGCGGCCGCCGCUCGCUGAAGGAGGACAAGGAGGGCUUCCACAACCUGGCCUACACCAUCUCCGGUGACAGCAGCCUCAGACUCGAGGUGGACAACAACCACGUCAACCACAAGCUCCACGCCGCGCCUCCGCCCGCGUCAGCCAGCGCCCCCCCUGCAGAGGGGGGCCUCUACAUCAUCCAGCCGAACGCUCUGGGGCCGCAAUGGGUGAUGCGGGACACGCGCCACAGUCAGGUACCGGUGUACAAUCAGAGGGUCUUUGGCGAGUUGAGACAUUGGGACAGCAUCCUGUCGGCGGACGAGGUGGACGAAGGUGUAGGGGGGACACCGGAGUACCCGUGCGACACGGGGGACGAGGGCAGUGUCUUGUCCGUGGACAUCCAAACCAGCACCAACAGCCUGUCGUCAGGCGACACCAGAUACGAGCGCAAAUGCAAGGCGGCAGACGUGUCCACCGUGGAAAGCGGCAUCUGCGUGACAAAGAGCGAGGACGAGGAGGACGAGGUGCAAAGCGUCACGGACUCAAUGGUGGCCGAGGCUCUCGCCGCCCUCGAAGCCGCCACGGCCGGGGAGGACUGUGAGUAAGGGAUGCCCGCGGACUGCAUUCAGAAGAAAACAGGUUUACAAAGGACGAGUCCUGGUGUGCGAGGCAAGUGUGUCAACACUCCGGUCGUCCAGUAAAAACCUUAACGUUGAACCAGCGUUUUCUUUUGCGAGUGGACAGAAUCUUUAGGCCUUCGUUAGGAUUUUCCGAAGCGCAUGACCAAGCACAAUUUUCUCAUUUUCCUUUCUGCUGUGUGAAAUGAGUUCACACUCGCUGGUACGCAAAAGUUGCUUUGUAAGGAAGUUAAAGGCCUACUGAAAUGAAAUGUUCUUAUUUAAACGGGGAUAGCAGAUCCAUUCUACGUGUCAUACUUGAUCAUUUCGCGAUAUUGCCAUAUAGUAGAGAACAUCGACUAUAAAGUUCGCAACUUUUGGUCGCUAAUAAAAAAAGCUUUGCCUGUACCGGAAGUAGCGUGACGUCGCAGGUUGAAAGGCUCCUCACAUUUCCUCAUUGUUUACACCAACAGCGAGAGCGAUUCGGACCGAGAAAGCGACGAUUACCCCAUUAAUUUGAGCAAGGAUGAAAGAUUCGUAGAUGAGGAACGUGAGAGUGAAGGACUAGAGUGCAGUGCAGGACGUAUCUUUUUUCGCUCUGACCGUAACUUAGGUACAAGGGCUCAUUGGAUUCCACACUUUCUCCUUUUUCUAUUGUGGAUCACGGAUUUGUAUUUAAAACCACCUCGGAUACUAUAUCCUCUUGAAAAUGAGAGUCGAGAACGCGAAAUGGACAUUCACAGUGACUUUUAUCUCCACGACAAUACAUCGGCAAAGCACUUUAGCUACGGAGCUAACGUGAUAGCAUCGUGCUUAAAUGCAGAUAGAAACAAAAGAAAUAAGCCCCUGACUGGAAGGAUAGACAGAAGAUCAAAAAUACUACCAAACUCUGGACAUGUAAAUACACGGUUAAUGCUGUACCGCCUGGUGAAGCCUAGCAAUGCUGUUGCUAACGACGCCAUUGAAGCUAACUUAGCUACGGGACCUCGACAGAGCUAUGCUAAAACAUUAGCUCUCCACCUACGCCAGCCCUCAUCUGCUCAACACCCGUGCUCACCUGCGUUCCAGCGAUCGACGGCGCGACGAAGGACUUAGCCCGAUCAUCGAUGCGGUCGGCGGCUAGCGUCGGAUAGCGCGUCUGCUAUCCAACUCAAAGUCCUCCUGGUUGGGUUGCUGCAGCCAGCCGCUAAUACACCGAUCCCACCUCCAGCUUUCUUCUUUGCAGUCUCCAUUGUUCAUUAAACAAAUUGCAAAAGAUUCACCAACACAGAUGUCCAGAAUACUGUGGAAUUUUGCGAUGAAAACAGAGCUGUUUGUAUUGAGAUACAAUGUGUCCCAAUACUUCCGCUUCAACCAUUGACGUCAUCAUAUAUAGACGUUUUCAAGCGGAAGUUUCCCGGGAAAUUUAAAAUUGCACUUUAUAAGUUAACCCGGCCGUAUUGGCAUGUGUUGCAAUGUUAAGAUUUCAUCAUUGAUAUAUCAACUAUCAGACUGCGUGGUCGGUAGUAGUGGCUUUCAGUAGGCCUUUAAGUUUUAAUGUGGACAACCUUCUUUCAUUGAAAUGAAGCCUUUGAUCCACCCAUUUUUAGUAAUAAGGAGGACACAGUGAACUGGGACUUGACUUCAACAACUGUAUGAUCCAAAUCCCAGGGAUGUGUUUCCUUCGCCAGCUCCCACAAAUGUUUGUUGACUCCCCCCAGACUUCACAAACGACUGGCAUCACCGCCGAGGUGGCCGCUAAUGAGCACCUCCGGGCUCUGGUGCCGCAACUCCCAGCAGACAGAAGCGCCACAUUUUAAGGCCGAAUGCAUUUUGUUGCAUGGUCGUGUUUGUUUGUGGCGCCACUCCGCUUCCUUACACUUGCACUCGGCAUCCGUCCGUCAAUGUUUCACAUUCUUAAUCAGUGACCGCGGACAGCAGCAAAUAGCCUGACAUGUUUGUGUUAUCCCCGGGCUUUUUGGGGAGCUUACAGUAAUUGCAGCGCAUUCUCUGGAGGAAGAAUGGCCAGAAAAGUACAAACUUCCAAAUGUAUUUCCUGGUUCAUCUGAUCCGAGCAAGCCGAAUUCCAGGCCUGAUACCUCACAAAAUGUUCACCCUCUCCUUGCAAACAGACCCUGAGUUAAACAUUACACCCAUCGAAGCGGCGCCUGCAUGUAGUCGUGUACUGCAGUUGAUUGGUCCAGAAGGUCGCAGUGUUUCGCCGUUAAACAUUGACCAGGCUUCCCUGCUGCCACCCCCUCCAAACCUGC
Messenger RNA from Entelurus aequoreus (snake pipefish), 8585 nucleotides. Its product is annotated as NACHT and WD repeat domain-containing protein 2. The transcript is spliced from 10 exons. Gene Ontology annotation, molecular function: protein binding. The record is from RefSeq and is a predicted model, not a curated record. NCBI's taxonomy places the organism in Eukaryota, Metazoa, Chordata, Actinopteri, Syngnathiformes, Syngnathidae. The coding region runs from base 403 to 6324 and encodes 1973 amino acids.